This is a messenger RNA of Pipistrellus nathusii (Nathusius's pipistrelle), 1986 nucleotides long. NCBI's taxonomy places the organism in Eukaryota, Metazoa, Chordata, Mammalia, Chiroptera, Vespertilionidae. The record is from the annotation of a GenBank genome assembly.
AUGAGCCCUGUCGGGCCGCUGUGCCAGCUGCGGGCGGCAGUCCGGCUCGGGCUCGGGCUCGGGCUCCCGCGGGCGGCCGCCUGGGGCGGGGGGCGCCGGGCACUGGGCACGCGGGCGGAGGCCGGCGCGCACGACCGGCCGGGGUCGCGGGGCUGCGCCGUGCGUCUCGGCUGCGCCUCCGCCUUCUGGGGAGACACGGCGGCCGCAGUUCCUCAGCUACUAUAUGGAGAGAAGCUGGAUUAUCUGGUUUUUGAUUACCUCUCAGAGAUAACUAUGUGCCUCCUAACUGCUGCCAAAAUAAAAUCACCUGAUUUGGGCUAUGUUCCUGAUUUUGUACAAAUGGCCAUGGCUCCAUAUAUAAAGGACAUUCACAAAAAAGGCGUGCGUGUGGUCAGCAAUGCUGGGGGCACCAACCCUCUCCUGUGUGCUGCUGCCCUGGACAAGGUGGCCAGGAAGGCUGGUGUGGAUUUGAAAAUAGCAGUGGUCACUGGAGAUGACAUCCUGGGAGAGAAGGAGGCUCUGCAAGGAUCCGCUACCACAGAUAUGGAGAGUGGGAAGAAAUUUCCAGACACCAUUGAAAGCAUGAAUGUGUACCUUGGAGCAAGACCCAUAAGCAGGGCCCUGGACCUGGGUGCUGACGUCGUUCUGACAGGGCGCUGUGUGGACAGUGCUCUCGUGCUGGGACCCCUCAUUCACGCUUUUGGUUGGAAAAGCAAUGACUUUGACUUAUUAGCCGCUGGAAGCCUUGCAGGCCAUCUCAUUGAAUGUGGUGCUCAAAGUACUGGUGGAAUAUUCACAGAUUGGCAUUUGGUGCCAGACUGGCACAACAUAGGAUUUCCCGUACUGGAAUGCUUUCCUGAUGGACGGUUCAUCCUCUCCAAGCCCCCUGGCACUGGGGGAAUGGUUUCCUUUGGCACGGUGGCUGAGCAGCUGGUGUAUGAGAUUGGUGAUCCUCAGCGUUUUCUGUUACCUGAUGUCACUUGUGACUUUUCUCAAGUCUCCAUUACUGAAAUUCCAGGUGUUGAAGGUGGAGCCGUGUGGGUUCAAGGAGCAAAGGGGUCACUUCCUUCUUCCUUUUACAAGGUAAGCGCUUCUUAUCACGAUGGUUUCAGAGCAACUGCUGUCUGCCCAAUUGGAGGGCCAAAAGCUACUGAAAAGGGAAGGAGAACAGCUGAGAGUAUUUUGAAAAGGACUCGUCUUAUGUUUGAAAAAGCUGGCUUAGAAGAUUAUAGUGAAGUUCACGUACAAAUUUUAGGAUCUGAAGAAACAUAUGGAGCACAAGCUAAAGCAAAUUUAAAUGGAGGUCCUCGAGAAGUAGUUCUUUGGCUUUCAGUACAUCAUAAAGAGAAGAAGGCACUGGAAAUUUUUUCAAGAGAAAUUGCACCAGCAGGCACUGGGAUGGCACCUGGUUUGAUGGGAGUGGUUGGAGGUCGUCCAAAAGUAUCUCCUGUUCUAAAACCAUUUUUCUUCCUGUAUCCCAAAAAAAAGGUUAAGAUUGAUAUCCACUUGAUUAAUGGAGAGCAUAUGGAAACCUUCUAUGAAGAUCUCACCUUUACACAGGACACAUUGGCUUCACCAAAUUUACCCAACAUAGCUGAUGACCUAAAAGAUCUACCAAGUGGCUCACAGACAUAUCGCUUAGAAGAUCUGGCCUACGCAAGAAGUGGGGACAAAGGCAACUCUGCAAAUAUAGGCAUCAUAGCACGGCAUCCUCUCUACUACCCAUACUUAAAAAAAUUUCUAACUGCUCAAGCCAUAGAAGAUUAUUUCCAACAUAUUCUGCAUAAAGAAGAACUUGGAGAAAAUUCAGUAAUAAGAUAUGAUUUGCCAGGAAUAUAUGCAUUAAAUUUUGUUUUAAAAAAUUCCCUCGGUGGUGGAGGCACUGCCUCCUUGCGAAGUGACCCCCAGGGCAAAGCAUUUGGACAGAUGGUACUGGACAUCCAGAUAAAAAAUGUUCCUGAUUUAAAGUCAUUAGUAGGUGGCUGA